GGGGACGGUUGGGAAGAAGAAACAAAAAAAAAACCCUGCUGAUGAUUGCAGCAGCAGCAACGCGGAAACUCGGACAAAAUGGCGGACGUGGUGGCAGAUGGAGAGAAACUCAGUAAAAAGACCUGCGCAUCAUGUUGACGCUGGUCAGAGCUGCCAGGCAGCCCGUGUGCCGGGCCGUGGGGUUACGGGUGCAGAAGUUUGUGCCUCACAUUCGGCAAGCGGUGCCUACGAUUAUUGAAGGAUGUCGCUGGAGAGGUGACAAAAGUGAGCUGAAGAGGCGCAUGAAGGCAGAGAAGAAAACUGCAGAGAAGGAGGCCAAGAUCAAGGACCAAGCAUCACAAAAUAAGGAGGCAAAUGACAAGCAGCAGCAGCAGCAGCAUGUGGACGGAAUGGAUGAGGAGACUCUCGACCCAAACCAAUACUUCAAGAUCCGCACGCAAGCCAUCCAGGCUCUAAAGGGUACCGCUGAAGACCCCUAUCCCCACAAGUUUCAUGUGGACUUGUCCCUUACCGAAUUUAUAGAGAAAUACAAUCACCUACAGCCUGGGGAGCAGCUAUCAGAUGUUGUUCUUAAUGUGUCAGGUCGUGUUCAUGCCAAGAGAGCCUCAGGGGCCAAACUGAUCUUCUAUGACCUGAGAGGAGAGGGCGUCAAGCUGCAGGUUAUGGCAAACUCUAGAAAUUACAAGUCAGAGGAAGACUUUGUUCACAUCAAUAAUAAAUUGCGUCGUGGUGACAUCAUUGGUGUUCGGGGUAAUCCUGGGAAGACAAAGAAAGGCGAGCUAAGCAUCAUCCCCAUAGAGAUGACCCUGCUGUCUCCAUGUCUGCACAUGCUUCCUCACCUGCAUUUUGGUCUAAAGGACAAAGAAACUAGGUUUCGUCAGCGCUAUUUGGAUUUGAUCCUGAACGACUUUGUGAGGCAAAAGUUUGUGACUCGUUCCAAGAUCAUCACUUACCUGCGAAGCUUCUUGGACCAGCUUGGUUUCCUUGAGAUCGAAACUCCGAUGAUGAACCUGAUUCCUGGAGGAGCAGUGGCAAAACCAUUUAUUACCUACCACAAUGAGCUUGAUAUGAACCUGUACAUGAGAAUUGCACCUGAACUUUACCACAAGAUGCUGGUGGUUGGCGGCAUCGACCGGGUCUAUGAAAUUGGUCGUCAAUUUAGAAAUGAAGGCAUCGACCUCACUCACAACCCGGAGUUCACAACGUGCGAGUUUUAUAUGGCUUACGCUGAUUACACUGACCUGAUGGAGAUCACUGAGAAGCUCCUGUCAGGAAUGGUGAAGCACAUCACAGGCGGUUAUAAAGUGACCUAUCACCCUGAUGGACCAGAAGGACAAGGCCAUGAAAUCGACUUCACUCCUCCCUUUAGGAGAAUUAGCAUGACCCAUGAUCUGGAAAAGGAAAUGGGAGUGAAAUUCCCUGCAACAGACACUUAUGAUUCUGAUGAAACCCGUAAAUUCUUUGAUGAUUUGUGUGCUCAGAAGGGAGUGGAAUGCCCGCCUCCGCGAACAACCGCUCGCCUCCUCGAUAAGUUGGUGGGAGAUUUCCUUGAGGUGAAAUGCAUCAACCCUACAUUUAUUUGUGACCACCCACAAAUCAUGAGUCCACUGGCAAAAUGGCACAGAUCAGAGAAAGGACUAACUGAGCGCUUUGAGCUCUUUGUCAUGAAGAAGGAGAUCUGCAAUGCCUACACAGAGUUGAAUGACCCAGUCAGGCAGCGUGAGCUUUUUGAGCAGCAGGCUAUGGCAAAGGCAGAAGGUGAUGAUGAGGCCAUGUUUAUAGAUGAGACAUUCUGCACAGCAUUAGAAUACGGUCUUCCACCUACUGCAGGCUGGGGCAUGGGCAUUGACCGGCUCACCAUGUUCCUCACGGACUCCAACAAUAUUAAGGAAGUCCUCCUCUUCCCUGCCAUGAAGCCUGAUGACAAUAAGUCUGCCCUUCCAGCAGAGGGCACUUCUGUUUAACACUGUGACUUAUGAUGUGGCCUGAUCAGAAAUCAGUGAAACGGUGGAGAGAGAGAGAGAGGAUUUUUCAACACCAGGGUUCAGGUUUUUUGCUUGACUGCAGGUUAAAGAUUGAUGUUAAUGGUUUAAAGAAUUUGUUAUUGCAGUAAACGGGAACUAUCACUUUUUGUUUGUUUGUUUAACUCGGUUAGGCAAAAACCGUGAACCCUGUUUUUUACUGCUGCUUCCUGCUCUGUUAAUAUCAGGAUCUUACCAUGGAGCAAUCAAGAUGAAGAUUCAAAUUCAGCCAUAUUUUUCUCUAGUAAUGGUUUUAAUGCCACAUGUCCUCUGUAUUUUUAAUGUUCACCAGAUCAUGGUCAUAGGAAUAAACCAUGUGUGUACUUAAA
Messenger RNA from Silurus meridionalis, 2350 nucleotides. It is a transcript of the gene kars1, whose product is annotated as lysyl-tRNA synthetase 1. Bases 132 to 1964 code for a protein of 610 amino acids. Gene Ontology annotation, biological process: positive regulation of macrophage activation; basophil activation involved in immune response; lysyl-tRNA aminoacylation. Gene Ontology annotation, cellular component: cytosol; mitochondrion; aminoacyl-tRNA synthetase multienzyme complex. Lineage: Eukaryota; Metazoa; Chordata; Actinopteri; Siluriformes; Siluridae. Gene Ontology annotation, molecular function: lysine-tRNA ligase activity; tRNA binding; ATP binding. The transcript has 15 exons. The record is from RefSeq and is a predicted model, not a curated record.